Molecule: messenger RNA, 3763 nt
Organism: Gossypium arboreum
Lineage: Eukaryota; Viridiplantae; Streptophyta; Magnoliopsida; Malvales; Malvaceae
Product: disease resistance-like protein DSC1
Exons: 5
Coding region: 143-3640 (1165 amino acids)
Biological process (GO): defense response; signal transduction
Molecular function (GO): ADP binding
Source: RefSeq, a predicted model, not a curated record
CAAGUUUCACGCUUUUGCAGUUUAAAGUAGCACUCAGCCUACAAGUCUCUAAGAGAGAAGCAAAUGCAAGGCCAAUUCACUUAAAAACAAGAGCUUUACUCAUAAUCCAAAAAUCUCUCAUCAAAUCCGGUGGAACACCAAUAUGCUUGCUUCAACAUCUUCUUCUUCUUCAGCUGCUGCUGCUGAUAUGAUCAAAGCAAGGACAUACGAUGUUUUUAUUAGCUUCAGAGGCGAGGAUACUCGUGAUGGUUUCGUAAGUCAUCUGUAUAAAGAUUUGUGUCGAAAGAAUAUCGACACUUUUGUCGACAGCGAGAAGUUUGGAAGAGGAGAUGAAAUUUCAGAGGCACUGUUGACGGCCAUUCAAGGAUCGAGUGUUUCAGUCAUUGUUUUCUCCAAAGACUACGCUUCUUCCAAAUGGUGUUUGGAUGAACUUGUGAAGAUCAUGGACUGCAACAAAUGUGUUGUUCCUGUAUUUUACGGUGUAGGCCCCUCAGAUGUACGGAAACAAAGAGGGAAUUUUGCAGAUGCAUUGGCAAAGCAUGAAGAAAAUUUCAAGCAUGAUGUUGAAAAGGUGAAAUCCUGGAGAACUGCUUUGACUUCAGCUGGCAAUUUAUCCGGUUGGGAUUCAGGAAAGAUUCGGCCUGACUCAGCACUGGUAGAUAAGAUUGUGAAAGAUAUAUUGAAGAAAUUGAAUCGUGGAACUUCAAGUGCUAAUUUAGAGGGUUUAGUUGGAAUUGAGAGGCGGAUGCAGAAAGUUUUGUCAUUAUUUCAAGACGAAUUCCCAGAUUUUCGAAAGCUAGGUAUUUGGGGCAUGGGAGGUACAGGCAAAACUACACUUGCUGAAGCCAUUUUUCAUCAUGUUUUAAAUGGUUUCCAAAGCUACUUCUUUCUUGCAAACGUGAGAGAAUCAGAUGAGAAAGGAACAUUAUCUCAAUUACGUCAGACAUUUUUUUCGACCAUAUUGGAGGAUGAAAAUUUAUAUAUCUCAACUCCCACAAUUGGAUCAAGCUUUCUUAAGGAUAGGCUUUCUAGGAAGAAGGUUUUGGUAGUUUGUGAUGAUGUGUCAAAGUUAAGCCAACUCGAGUAUUUAUUCGGAGGAAACAAUCGACUCGGCCCUGGAAGUCGAGUCAUCGUUACAACUAGGGAUAAACAAGUGCUUAUCCAGUAUGGCAUUGAUUUCAUUUAUGAAAUGGAGGAAUUAGAUGACGAUGAAUCUAUUAAGCUCUUUUGUCAACGUGCCUUCAAAAGCAAUCAUCCCACAGAAUUUCAUCAGUUGAAGCUAUCACAGAUGGUUUUAAGUUUUGCUAAUGGAAACCCUUUAGCUAUUAAAGUUAUCGGAUCCUCUCUUUGUGGCAAGACACAAAGCUACCAGGAAAGUGAAGCAAAGAAACUAAAGCAAGUUCCUAAGCCGGACAUUCAAAGACUGUUGAAAUGGAGUUUUGAUGGACUAGAAUGUGAAGAGAAAGAAAUGUUUCUUGACAUUGCUUGUUUCUUUAAAGGGGAGGAUCGAGACUUUGUAACAAGGAUUAUGGAAGCUUGUUAUCUUUCUGCAUAUUCAAGAAUUGAAAACCUCAUUGAUAAAUCUCUUAUAUAUGUUUCAGAAAAUGCGAUAAAAAUGCAUGAUUUAUUGCAACAGAUGGGUUGGGAUAUCGUUUACAACGAAUCACCUUCAGAGCCUGAAAGACGCAGUAGGCUGUGGAUUCCUGAUGACAUCUAUGACGUGCUAAUAGAAAACAGUGGAACAAAAACACUCAAAGGCAUGCUACUUGACAUGUCUAGAAUUCCAAAAUUGGAAUUAAGAGCAGAAGCCUUUGUGAAGAUGCGAAAACUUAAAUUCCUCAAGUUCUAUCUUCCUUCUACGUUUGGAAGGGUUCAAAUGAAAUCCAAAAUCCUCCUACCUCAAGGGCUUUUAUCACUUCCAAAUGAGCUAAGGUACCUUUAUUGGGAGGGAUACCCUUUGAAAACUUUACCUGCCAGUUUUGAUCCAAGGAACCUAGUUGAACUUGAUAUGAGAGAUAGCAAUGUCGAGCAACUCUGGGAGGGAAAACAGGAUUUAGUAAAUUUGAAGGUUAUCAGUCUCUUCUACUCUAAGAACCUUGUCAGAAUCCCAGACCUCUCCAACGCCACCAAUCUUGGAAAGAUAUAUCUUAACCGGUGUUUUAACUUGUGUGAGCUUCCUCCCUCCCUUCAGCAUCUUGAGAAGCUAACUCAUUUGGACUUCAGUUACUGUAAAAAUAUUAGAUCUCUGCCUAGCUUGUAUAAAGCCACAUCCCUCACCAAACUUGAUCUUAGUGGCUGCUCAAAUUUGUUAAGUUUUCCAGAGGUUUCAUCGAAUGUAACAGAGCUAUGGUUAGAUGGAACUGCAAUUGAAGAAGUUCCUUCCUCCAUCGAAUGUCUCUCUAAUCUUCGUGUAUUCAGCCUAUGGGGAUGCAAGAGGCUUAAAUCUCUCCCCACAAGUAUUCAUAAAUUGAAAUCUCUUGAAAAAUUCAAUCUUAGAGAUUGCUCAAGAUUGGAGACUUUUCCAGAAAUCUUGGACAUCAUGGAGAGGUUGAGAGAUCUUGAUUUGAGCGGAACGGCUUUGAAGGAAUUACCAUCUUCAAUUGACAAUUUUAUUGGUCUUGAAUAUUUGAGAUUGAACAACUGUGAAAACCUUAUUUGUCUUCCUAACGGCUUUUAUAAAUCGAAAUCUCUUUGGGGACUUGAUAUUUGUGGUCGUUCAAAUCUUGUUGUAAAAAACUUGUUUUCUGCCAUUGGAGGCAGACCAGUGAAGCUGAAAGAUCUCCACGGGUUAUGCUCAUUGUACAAAUUAGAUUUAUCUGAAACCAAUCUUGAGAGCUUACCUACAACCAUCAAACAAUUUCCUUGGCUGCAAGAGUUAAUCUUGUGGAAUUGCAAGAGAUUGAAAUCAUUACCAGAGCUUCCCCCAAGCCUAGGACAUUUGGAUGCAGAUAGCUGCACUUCACUAGAGGAAGUGUCCAGCAUUAAAAAGCUUUUUGAGCAAGCACUGUUCUGUCAAGAUGAACCAUAUCGAUGCUUGAAGUUGAUAUUUACCAAUUGCUUCCAACUGAAUGAGAAAGGUGUGGGGAAUCAUGGAACACCAAAGUUGGAGACGCCAUUUAAGCAAACGGUGAAUGUACUAAAAGAUUAUCAUAAGGCAUCCCCUCAAAGACAUAAGUUUAUUACAUGCGUCCCCGGAAGUGAAAUCCCGGAAUGGUUUGAUUUCAAGAGCUUAGGAUCUUCCAUAAACAUCCAAUUGCCUUCAGAGUGGUGGAUAAACUUUCCAUCUUUUGUUGCUUCCGUCGUUGUUUCAUUCCCAGAGCGUUAUAAUGGUAGGAAUUUUGGCAUUAGAUGUGAAUGUCAUCUAAAAUCCUAUAAUGGCGACAGUCAUGACCUUACUUGUUCAUUCUCCCUUUGGGGGGUGGGAGUACUAAACCAUGAAGACCGAAUGUUUGGGUGGGAUCACAUGUUCCUCUUAUAUGAUGAUUUCAAAGUUUGGGAGUUCGUUGAAAGUCAGGCAUCAAACAAGUGCAUUUACAAUGAGGCUUCCUUUAAAUUCUACCCUCUUCAUUAUGGGUCGAAACUAAGGAAUAGUUCUUUGGAGAUAAAACAGUGCGGGGUUCAUCUAUUAUUUGCAAAUUAAGGAUUCAAUGUAUGACAUCUCAAUGAUGCUUCAUAUAUUUCAUCUGCAGUGAAUUUCAAACCCUAAAUAUGUUGUUAAUAAAUAUUUUGUUAAUAUAUAUUUAUCAUAGGUUUUAUUUAUAAA